AUGGCUGAUGUUCAGGUAUCACGCUCCGAGACAAAGAGGAAGGCAAACAAAUCUAAAAAAUCCGACCCGAUAAGCCCCACGACUGAUGAAAAGGAGACCACUGAUUUUUUGAUAAAGCCCCAGAGCUACACUCCCGCCAUUGACACUUCCCAGUGGCCGAUUCUGCUGAAAAACUACGACAAAUUGAAUGUACGUACUGGGCACUACACUCCACUCCCCUCCGGUUACUCCCCCUUGAAACGCCCCUUGCCUGAGUAUGUUAAAUAUGGUAUUUUGAAUCUCGAUAAGCCUGCAAACCCUUCGUCCCAUGAAGUUGUGGCUUGGAUUAAGCGCAUUUUACGAGUUGAGAAAACCGGCCAUUCGGGGACUUUGGACCCGAAAGUUACUGGGAAUUUGAUUGUUUGUAUUGAUCGAGCUACGCGUUUGGUUAAAUCUCAGCAGGGGGCUGGGAAAGAGUAUGUUUGUAUUGCAAGAUUGCAUUCGAAAGUGCCUGAGGUUGCGAGAGUGGCGAGGGCGCUGGAGACUUUGACGGGGGCGGUUUUUCAGCGUCCCCCACUUAUUUCUGCUGUGAAGAGACAGCUUAGGAUUAGGACCAUUUAUGAGAGUAAGUUGCUGGAGUAUGAUGCUGAUAGGCAUUUGGUUGUGUUCUGGAUCUCAUGUGAGGCAGGGACUUAUGUGAGGACUCUGUGUGUGCAUUUGGGGCUUUUGUUGGGUGUAGGAGGGCAUAUGCAGGAACUUAGGAGAGUGAGGUCGGGGAUUUUGGGGGAGAAGGAUAACAUGGUUACAAUGCACGAUGUCAUGGAUGCACAGUGGAUGUAUGAUAAUUAUAGGGACGAGAAUUAUUUGAGGAGGGUGAUUAUGCCAUUGGAAGUGGUUUUGACUAGUUAUAAGAGGUUAGUGGUGAAGGAUUCUGCGGUGAAUGCUAUUUGUUACGGUGCGAAGCUGAUGAUUCCGGGGUUGUUGAGGUUUGAGAAUGAUAUUGACGUUGGAGAGGAAGUUGUGUUGAUGACUACCAAGGGUGAGGCAAUUGCUUUGGGGAUUGCAGAGAUGACAACUGCAGUGAUGGCCACGUGCGACCAUGGAACGGUUGCAAGGAUUAAGAGGGUGGUAAUGGAUAGGGAUACAUAUCCCAGGAAAUGGGGGUUGGGACCGAGGGCAUCAAUGAAGAAGAAACUGAUUGUAGAGGGGAAGUUGGAUAAGCACGGAAAACCAAAUGAGAAUACCCCAGCUGAGUGGUUGAGGAAUGUUGUCCUGCCUACUGGAGGUGACUCUAUGGUUGCUGGCCUUGCAGCAGCUGCAGAGCCACAGCCAGCUGCUCCGACAAAUGUGGUGAGUGCUGUGGACGAGGUUGAGAAGAAAAAGAAAAAGAAACACAAGCACAAGGAGGAUGGAGAGGAGGGACGGAAGCGCAAACUAGAUGAGGUUGAUGGUUGCCCUGUGCCAGAUGUUGUUAAGAAAGCUAAGGUCUCUUUGGAAGCUGAAGUGAACGUGCAGGUGAAAGAGAAGGUUGAAUUGAAGAAGGUAGAUGAGGUUGAGACUCUGGAAGUUGAGAAGAAGAAGAAGAAGAAGAAGAAGAAAAAUGAGGGUGGUGACGAUGCUGUUGAUGGUAGUGGUGAGAAGCCAACAAAGGAUAAGAAAAAGAAGGAUAAAGCCAAUGCCGAUUCUGGGUCGUCAGAUGAGGAGAAGUCCGAGAAAAAGAUGAAAAAGAAGAAGCACAAGGAUGCAGAGAAUGGCAACUCUGUUUUACCUGAUGAUGAUGCAAAUAGAAGUGCAAAGAAGGAGAAGAAAAGGAAGAAGCACAAAGACAGAGAACAGGAGUAG
Messenger RNA from Fraxinus pennsylvanica, 1821 nucleotides. The record is from the annotation of a GenBank genome assembly. NCBI's taxonomy places the organism in Eukaryota, Viridiplantae, Streptophyta, Magnoliopsida, Lamiales, Oleaceae.